UGUGUAUUAUUUUACUUUUUUUUUUAAUAUAUAUAUUUUUAGUGUUGUCCUUUUGUCAAUAGCACACUGUAAAUUGAAAAGAGUAAUGAAAAAUUUAAAAAAUAUGAGAUAAGUAAAUCAGUCAAAAUGUAGAGGAUAUGAAUUAUGUCACCAACUAUGACAUCACGAUGGAGAACUGUCUCAAGACAUUUGGACACUUUGAAAGUUCUUUGUAUUCAUCCAUUCAAGUCAACGCCUGUUUUAUACCGGAGCUAAACCAACAUGCGCAGAAAAUAUGAAAGAGAUUCACUUGCAGACCUGUCAUCUGCGUGCGGGUUGCGUUUGGCCUCUACCACAAGCCACUGGUCAACCCGGUCAGGUAAUAAAUCACAUCCAAGAUUACACUUUGCACCCCGGUGCCAGACAGAGCUCACUCACUCACCUUACGUAUGGCCUCUAGCUCAAUAAUACAUCUACAUUUAAAGGAAUUUCUCGCAAGUCAGAGGGACUUGCAUCAGAAUCCUUUGGAGGAAGGUUAACAACAAUGUCUCAAACCACAGUGCCCACUAUUACAAAGGAGAAGUGAGUGGAUAUGACCUAACCUGCCUGGUCCUGUUUAUACAUACUGUGGUUAAGAAAAACAACACGUUUGCCAAAUGUAUUUAACAAUUCAUUUGGCAUAAGGAGCACGCAGCAUUCAGAAAAACCAGGACAACGCAGUGGUGUGGUCGAUUGGUGAAUGGCUUAACAGAAGACAUGGCUUGAUCACGUGAGGGGAAACCUCCGGAAUUAGCCGAUUAGCUCCAUGUCCAAGUGGCCGGUCCUGCUCUGCUGUCUACCUGUAGCUUGCGUGACCCAGCCAAACCCAAGAAAUCCUCCGCUAAUCCCCCUGCUCCACCCCUCCCCCCACACAGUCAAUCUGACGGGUCCCUUAUUCUGUAAAAAGAUCUUCAGCCUGCGUACUGUUGCUUCUUAUGGGCUUUGAAAGCUCCUUUUUCAUUCUUUUACGCUUGUUUUUUUUCCCCGGGAAGGAUUAUUCUCCAGGCUCUCAAUGAAUCCGGAUGUCUUUUUUCCUGAUCUCUCCUCGAUGUGAGAACUGUGAGGGCUUUCGGUGAAACCAUGCGUCGACUUCUCUAUGUGCAUGUAUUCCUAUGCUGCCUCAGUAUGGCUCGUCCCUUCUGUCCCUCCCAGUGCACCUGUGUCUUCCACGGACGUACUGAUGGAUCAGGAACAAGAUCUGUGCUCUGCAAUGACCCAGACAUGUCUGACAUCCCUGUCAAUGUCCCCGUGGAUACGGUUAAACUACGUGUUGAGAAAACCGGCGUACGCAGAAUACCAACAGAAGCUUUUUACUACUUGGUGGACCUGCGGUACCUGUGGAUUACUUACAAUUCCAUAACCUCAGUGGAUACUGGAAGCUUCUACAACCUCAAAGUGCUCCACGAGCUCAGGCUGGAUGGAAACAUGAUCUCCAUGUUCCCAUGGGAGUCUCUAAAAGAGAUGCCCAGGCUGAGGACACUGGAUCUACACAACAACAGACUCACUACUGUUCCCAAUGAGGCUAUCCCUUACCUCCUCAACAUUACCUACUUGGAUCUAUCCAGCAACAAAUUAACAAGCCUCCCUUCUGACCUCAUGGAUAUCUGGCCUCCCUUCAAUGGGGCUCCCGUUUCUACCAAUUCCUCCCAGAAGAUCGUGUUAGGCCUUCAAGAUAAUCCCUGGUACUGUGACUGCAAAAUCUCCAAGCUGAUUGAGAUUUCUAAAAUGGCAGACUCGCCAGUGGUGUUCAUGGACUUAUUCCUGACCUGCAGUGGACCAGAGAAUCUGGCUGGCGUCCUUUUUCAGCGUGCGGAACUUGACAAUUGUAUAAAACCAUCAGUCAUGACUUCGGCAACCAAGAUCACGUCUACCUUGGGCAGUAACAUUCUCCUACGAUGUGAUGCCACAGGGAUCCCGACACCAACUCUGUACUGGACCAAGUCAGGUGGCUCGCAAGUCAACAGCACAGUUCAGGAGUCACCUGGGGAGGGCGUCAGGUGGUCCAUCAUGAGCGUGCAUGGAUUAAUGUACAAAGACGCUGGAAACUACAGCUGCAAAGCCAAGAAUGUUGCCGGCAGUGCAGAGGCAACCAUUUCUCUGUUGGUUGCUGGUAGCAUUAGUACCACAAUCCCCCCAGUGGGGCCCAGCAUCGCAACUGGACCAACCAGCCAAGGCACAACAUUUAACCCCACAACAGACAUUACCGACUUGCCCUUUGUAACCUCUACAGUUCUCCCAAGAACCUCCACACCACAACCUGCUGUCCCCAAGAGGCCGAAAACUACCCCAAGCAACGGUUUACAGAAAGGAUCACUCAAACAAUCAAAGUCCCAGCAAGGAGGCAAUGGGCGGAAGCUUGCAGCAGAUGAAAAAAGCAAGAAAAGUGAUGCAUCAAAGUCUAUCAAAGACCUAAAGAUUGUAGAGGAAACAUCUGACAGUGCAGUGUUGCUCUGGACAGCAGAUGGUUUACAGAAGGAUGCCCCACUUACAGUUGUAUAUUCACCCUAUGGUGAGGAUGAAACCAAAAGGACAGAGGAGACUAAUGCGGGCAGUGGAAAGGUCCUUCUAGAGGGACUGUCAACUGGAAUGAGGUACUCGGUUUGCCUCGUAGCAAAAGGUAGCGAUGCCGGAAAAGAUCCUUGCAUUGACUUCUACACACUGGACACUGUAGAGGAUGGUGGGCAGAACCAGCUUUUCACCAUCAUAAGCGGCAUCGCCUGUGCUUUGGUUUUGCCUCUUAUUGCUCUGUUGCUCUACAAGAUUCUGGCUCUCUACUGCAAAGGACCCAACCCAUCUUCGGAUGAGGAAGAACUAGAAAAAGAAAGCUACGUCAAGUUCGAGACAAUAUCAAUGAAACAACGAACUCUGAACUCUCAUCCAACUGAGCUUUGGGCAAGGAGAGCGACCAAUGACUCGGAGCGAAUGCUCCUUUGCUCCAGGUCGAGCAUAGACUCUCAAAUGACCUAUAAGAGUGACAGUUCGCGAUCCGAGUAUCUCUGCUGACGUCAGGAAUCCAUGGCCAAUGACCCAAAUGCCACAUUAGAAAGACAUUAUAUGACAUAUUAUUUAUAUGCCUUUUAUGACACAGAUAAUAUAUUAACUAUGAAAUUAGUUAUACAUUUUUUAAAAUUGUGUUUCUGUGGGGUGAUUCAGGUGGUUUAACACUUUUUUUCGCCCCUUCCCAUCAACUAUCAGUUUAUAAAGAUUUAUAUAAUGAUUUAUUUGACUUUGUUAACAAGCCAAGAUUCGAGGGAUGCUGUUUUUUAAAACCAAAAUCUGAUUAGCCAAUUGCUGACAUUUAUUUUUUCACAUCCUUAUAUAUUUCGGAGCCUUAUAUUUCAUUUUAAAAAAUAAAUAUUUGUCACUACAGCACAGCACCUUUGUUGGACUAAAUCGUAACUAGUACCAUACAAGGAGCCUGUCAGUUAACUGUGUGUAGUGUCCAAUGUUAUUUCUAUGCCAAAGUUUAAGUGUCAGAUAUGAAUAUCAUGUGGUGUGUCAAGCAGGACCCAUUAACAUCUCCCCAUCACAUUUACAACUUCAUUGUUGUGUUAAGCAUUAAACGUACUGUUGCCUUACUGGACAAGAAUGCACCAUCAGUGUGUUUGAUAGGAUAUGUGACUUGUCUGGUAAAUCACUGUUCCUAUGAGUUCAUGUAUAUAUUUGUCCAUGAAUUGAGUUGUACUUUUUUAUUAUUAACCAUUAAUAAAAACUGUUUUAUUCCA
Molecule: messenger RNA, 3743 nt
Organism: Scophthalmus maximus (turbot)
Lineage: Eukaryota; Metazoa; Chordata; Actinopteri; Pleuronectiformes; Scophthalmidae
Gene: lrit3a
Product: info leucine-rich repeat, immunoglobulin-like and transmembrane domains 3a
Exons: 4
Coding region: 1099-3021 (640 amino acids)
Molecular function (GO): protein binding
Source: RefSeq, a predicted model, not a curated record